Messenger RNA from Penicillium odoratum, 552 nucleotides. RefSeq lists its product as uncharacterized. The coding region runs from base 1 to 552 and encodes 183 amino acids. Gene Ontology annotation, biological process: glycolytic process. Gene Ontology annotation, cellular component: phosphopyruvate hydratase complex. Gene Ontology annotation, molecular function: phosphopyruvate hydratase activity; magnesium ion binding. The record is from RefSeq and is a predicted model, not a curated record. The transcript is spliced from 4 exons. NCBI's taxonomy places the organism in Eukaryota, Fungi, Ascomycota, Eurotiomycetes, Eurotiales, Aspergillaceae.
AUGGCAUGUGCUAAGGCAGGUGCCGCCAAAGCAGGUAUCCCGCAGUACGAGUUCCUGCGACUUGAAGCUGGGGCUGAAAAGCUUUUUGUCAUGCCCGUUCCAUUCUUCAAUGUGCUUAAUGGAGGCGUUUAUUCGGGCAACAAGAUAGUAUUUCAGGAGACUUUGAUUGCUCCUUUCGGAGCGUCUUUAAUUGCAGAAGCGAGGUCGGAAUUAGAAAGUUCGACCCCUCUGGUAUGCGAGUUCCCCCAAAUCUCUUUAGGAAGAAUCCUAGUACUGAAUUUUAAUUUUAAGCUAUUAGGAGUAGUGAUGAGGGCGCCGCACGAGGCACUUGACCUCCUUAUCGCAGUAGUGUCUAAUGCUAGAUAUAUCGGAAAGAUCAAAUUAGCAAUCGACCCUACAUCCAGUGAAUUUUAUCAGGAAAGCAAAUACGAUAUCGGGUUUAAAGGCGCCUCCAACCCUUACAGCCCCACUCAGAUGAUACAACUAUAUCAAUCUUUACUUCAAAAUUAUCCUAUGAUUUUCCUCAAAGAUCUAUUCUCUAAGAAAUAUUAG